Messenger RNA from Psylliodes chrysocephalus, 1819 nucleotides. NCBI's taxonomy places the organism in Eukaryota, Metazoa, Arthropoda, Insecta, Coleoptera, Chrysomelidae. The record is from the annotation of a GenBank genome assembly.
CAGGAACUCAAUACAUUAAAAGAAAUGCAAAAUACGUAAUGAAUAGAUGACGAUAAUUAUCUAUUUGAAUUUGUCUUUGAUUAACUAUAAUUAUUUAAUAAUAAACGUCAAAUAGACACAUUAUAAAUCUAAAUUUUUGUAAAGCUACAGAAGGUUGAAUUUAAAAAUAAAGAAAUGUCAUCAAUGAAAAGACUAUUUCUAUUGGAAUUCUUUAUUUCUAAGAUCAAAAUAGAAUCAUCUGUUCCUCAAUUCAGGAGCAUAGCGGUUCACCUCUUUUCUGAUAAAGUUUUAGAUUUAAAAAUCGCAGCAGAAGAAUUUGAAGCCGACAGAGAUGUUCAAGCAGUUGAUGGCGAAUUUAAGGCAGACAUGGGAAAAACGUUCCUUUUUCAAUCAAAAGCUGAAGAUCUGGUACGCCAACUUGACCAAAAAUCGCUCGAAAUAAAUUUGCUAGUGUCCGGUAAAACCAUCGGAUCGACCUCAUUUCCGUGGAAAAAAGAAUUCAUUGACAUGAUACAGACCUAUGAAUCGGUUGGGAUAGUAAGAAGCGUGAAUUAUGAGGGUAAAUUUAAUCUAACGAACUCGAGUAAACAAGUUGCUGGAAACAUUGUAUUGGCGGUAAAGAUGUCCUGUUUGGGAGAGACUGCCGAAACUUAUCUUAAUCUUCAAGGCAGAGAAGCUCUUUUUAUAAACCCGAAGACUUUUCAACAUAUUAAAUGUGAUAAAUACGAAUUUGACAAUGAUAAAAUCCACCCUGUAUCUGCUCUAUAUAAUCCAAUCGUAGCUGAACGUAUAACGAGCGCUGCUAAAUAUUCUUGGGAUCAAAUAUUUGGAACGAAGGCUGGUGACGCGAAAAGUAUUGGUCCUAUGGGGAUGGAUACUGAACCGGGUGGUGUUGGUAAGUCAAUUUCCCGCACGCGACACGAGGCCAUGAGCCGUGAAAGCAUUGCUGUUUCAAUGCGAUAUAGACCUCCGGAAUAUAAAUUUAUGGACAUCAUGAAUUUGGUGACAGCAGAAGUUGAAACCAGAAACGAAGAAACCAUUGUUAAUAUAGCGAUAGAUAAAAAAAGGUCAAAUGCGAUAAUGCCGGAACGUGCUAAAAAGAAAAAGAAUGUUCGUCCGUUAGAUACGAGUGAUCAACUAACAGAGGAGGAACUCAACGAAAAACUGUGUAGAAAUUGUGAUUGUGAAGCGUUGAAAAAGUUUCAUGAACAAGGCAUAGGUCCGAGAUACAGACCUUCUGGACUGGGAGAAUUUUACGAAAUCGCAGAGCCAUCUACGACUUACGGGAUGUAUCACGUUUUCGAAAAUCUUUCUAGAUAUGGACCGCAAAGUUUUUACAGGAGUCCGAAGGAUCCGUAUCAAAAGUACACUCCUGCAGCUAGUAAAUUUCAUGGACCAGAAAGAAUUAAAGAUAACGAACUUUGUUAUUGUCAACCGUUGCCUGAUAAGGCGCUAGCAGGUGACGAAUUGUGUUGCUGCUGUCGUAUACACCAACAACAGAAGACCAGAUUGAGGGGAGGUGGAGAAACAAAACGAAAAAUGAAGUUGUGUAAAAUGUGUAAGCAUGCUGCAGAAAAUAUCGCUGGUAGGGCAGAUAAAUGCAACUUUCCAUUGCGGUUACGAGGGGGAGGAAUUAUAGAGAAAAAUGAAGAAAAACUUAGUCGUAAACCGUGGGAUCCUAUUAUAACAGAAAUAAUUAAAAAAAUCAUUGACCAAGUCUCUAUAUAAUCCAAGAAUAUUAAUAAUUGUUCACUUUUCAGUGAUUACAAUAUGUAGCUAUUAUUUAUAUUUUAUUAUUUGAAAUAAAUUCCAGAGAAUA